Messenger RNA from Syngnathus typhle (broad-nosed pipefish), 1971 nucleotides. It is a transcript of the gene plaub, whose product is annotated as plasminogen activator, urokinase b. The transcript has 9 exons. Gene Ontology annotation, molecular function: serine-type endopeptidase activity. The record is from RefSeq and is a predicted model, not a curated record. Gene Ontology annotation, biological process: regulation of cell adhesion mediated by integrin; plasminogen activation. Lineage: Eukaryota; Metazoa; Chordata; Actinopteri; Syngnathiformes; Syngnathidae. Bases 142 to 1722 code for a protein of 526 amino acids.
UCUCAGUAGGGGGCCCAAAAGGGGGUGAACAGUGUGUGUGUGUGUGUGUGUGUGUGUGUGUGUGUGUGUGUAGCGCGCGCUUGCAUCUGUGCGUAACGCAACUGCCUCCGGCGUCCCCGCCCAAACGUCGAGUGGAUUUGGAUGGAGGACGCCAUGCGGCGUGCUGUGGCAUUGGUCCUCUUGGCCGCUAUCUUUUGCUCCUCAUCAGCAGGGGGCCCCGGCGCCGGGGUCUCCGAGCGAGCGAGAAGACGGCCGCCGAGGCAGACGCUUUUGUCGUCGCCGUGGAGCUCAGGAAUCUGCUUGAACGGAGGAACGUCCGUACCCAGCCUGACGACGGGCCGACACAUGUUCUGCUUGUGUACCGACGCUUUUGAGGGAACCUUCUGCCAGACGGCGGCAGCUUUCUCGGCGGCUUCCGGCGCCGACUGCUACGAGGGCGUGGGGCUUUACUACCGAGGCUUCCGGUCCCAAUCGGAGAGCGGUCGCCCGUGCGAGCGCUGGGACGUCGACACCAGGCAACGCUACCUGAGCUUGGACGUGGACGGCGGGAGACACAAUUACUGCAGGAACGUGCGCUUCAAGCGCCGCCCGUGGUGCCACGUGUGGAAGGAGCAGCGGCUGACUUGGGAAUAUUGCCAAGUCCCUUCAUGCGCCUCGCUGCAACCGUCGGUGUUGGCAGCGCCCACCGAGGCCCCCGGCACCACACCUGCAGGUAAGCCCCGCCCCCCAUCCUUUCUCGUUCACGGAUUCCCGAGUGACGCCCGGCUGGCUCGCUUGUUGUGGUGCCAGCAAGCACUCGGCCCCCGCGGAGCCCCCCGUCCGGUAAGCUGGGCCCAAUUCCUGCGCCAGGUGUGGCGCCGAAUGCACGCAGGCAGGCAGGCGCGCCCUGAUCCGCGCGCCCCUUUCUCUCCGUUGCCAGCGAGGGCCACGUGCGGGCGUCGUUCUCGCCGCAAGCAGAUGCGUAUCGUGGGCGGAGCGGCGGCGCCGGUGGAGUCGCAGCCGUGGCUAGCCGCCAUCCUGUGGCGCGGCAAGUCCAAAGAGAAGGUCUUCCGCUGCGGGGGCAGCUUGAUCGCCCCCUGCUGGGUCCUCAGCGCCGCUCACUGCUUUCCCGACGGGGCGCGCGCCAACGAGCGGCGCUUCCUGGUGGCGCUGGGGAAGAGCGCCCUCAACCGGAGCGAGGCCCUGGAGCAGAUCUUCCGCGUGGACAAAAUCAUCUUGCACCCCGACUUUGACAACGAGCGAGGCAAUUACGACAACGACAUAGCGCUGCUCAAGCUGACGCCCAAAGCAAACGGCCGCUGCGCCCGGGAGAGCGCCGGGGUGCGCCAGGUGUGCCUGCCCACCGCAGAGGGCCGCCGCGACCUCCCCGCCGGCUUGCCGUGCGAGAUCGCCGGCUUCGGCAAAGAGAAGCACGGCCUGUGGUACCACUCGCAGCUCCUGCGGCAGGCGCACGUCAACCUGUUGGACGCCGGCGUGUGCGGCGCCGCCGAUUAUUACGGGGACAAGAUCACGGACAACAUGUUGUGCGCCGGCCGCGAGGACUGGACACAGGACGCCUGCGAGGGCGACUCAGGCGGUCCUCUGGCGUGCCAAGUGGACGGGCGUUUCGUGGUGGUGGGCGUGGUGAGCUGGGGCGAAGGCUGCGCCCGCCAGCGCCGACCCGGAGUCUACGCCAAAGUCCGCAACUACAGGCAAUGGAUCCGGCAGCACGCCGGCGUUUGACCACCGGGGCGGCGACACCUCCAAUUGCUUCAAUUCUUUCGACACGACUCCGUUUUUCAAGCCAUUUCCCCCUUCAAAGUGUGCUAGCUCCCUCCGCCUACGGUAUUGUUUCGAGAAUUAGCGUCAGCCCAUCGAGAGGACGCCAGUCAAAUCGGGGUGCAGUUCGGUGCUUAGCCUGAAGAUGGCGGCACAGCGCACACGUAGAACACCCGUUGAGCAGCCCCGAAAAGUGGAUUUGGGGAGGACAAA